Messenger RNA from Humulus lupulus (European hop), 823 nucleotides. Its product is annotated as universal stress protein PHOS32. Bases 151 to 651 code for a protein of 166 amino acids. The transcript has 3 exons. Lineage: Eukaryota; Viridiplantae; Streptophyta; Magnoliopsida; Rosales; Cannabaceae. The record is from RefSeq and is a predicted model, not a curated record.
AGUAGCUAGAAUGAAAAGGCUAGCGCAUUCGAGAAAACCCCCUUUCUAGAAUCUAAACGCUAUAAAUAAUUAAAUGUUUGAAACUCAUCACCGCAAUACAAACAAUCCUAAUAAAAAGCACAUAAAAUAAAAGUAAUAUAAUUAAUAUCUAUGGCGAAGCAGGCUCGUACAGUUGGGAUAGGGAUGGACUACUCAGCAACCAGCAAAGCAGCCCUUCGAUGGGCCGUUGAUAAUCUUAUCGACGGCGGAGAUCACAUCAUUCUAAUCCACGUUGAGCCUCCUAAUGCUGAUCAUUCCAGGAAGCAGCUCUUCGAAGAUACUGGGUCACCUUUGAUUCCUUUGGAAGAAUUUAGAGAGAUAAAUUUUUCAAAGCAGUACGGACUGAAAAACGAUGCGGAGGUAAUUGAUAUUCUAGACAGGGCUUCAAGGAGCAAAGGGGCUAAGGUAGUGGCCAAAGUGUAUUGGGGAGACCCCAGAGAAAAGCUUUUGGAUGCAGUUGAACAACUCAAGCUUGAUACUCUUGUCCUUGGCAGCAGGGGUUUAGGCCCCAUCAGAAGGUUAUUGCUUGGCAGUGUUAGCAACCAUGUGGUGUCAAAUGCGUCUUGUCCAGUUACUGUGGUGAAGGGAUCUCAAGCCAAACCCAAAUCCUAAAAAUCUGGCACCCGAUUACAUAGUUUGCCCUUACUCAAGUCCUCCAUGUCUUUGCUUUUCAUGUGUAAUUUGACUUUGUUAAAAAAAAUUGUGUAAUUUGAAGAACUUGAAAGUACAUUUUAAGGCGAACUCUUGUUUAAUUUGAUUAAAGAUUGGUGUGUUAUUCAUGUUA